Molecule: messenger RNA, 2140 nt
Organism: Spirometra erinaceieuropaei
Lineage: Eukaryota; Metazoa; Platyhelminthes; Cestoda; Diphyllobothriidea; Diphyllobothriidae
Source: the annotation of a GenBank genome assembly
AUGGUGCCCAAGGCAACAUCAGGCGACUAUCGAGCCCUCAUCAGCGCAACCAUUCCUGAUCGGUACCCCGUGCCUCAUCUUCAGGACUUUGCUGGAGCCCUUUUCGGCAAAGCGGUUUUCUCGAAGAUUGAUCUGGUGCGUGCUUUUCAUCCGAUUCCAGUCGCCCCUGAGGACAUCCCUAAAACCGCCGUCACCACACCCUUCGGUCUCUUUGAGUUCAUCCGCCUGCCGUUCGGUCUUCGUACUGUCGCCCAAACGUUCCAGAGGUUCAUCGACCAUGUCUUACGUGGCCUACCCUUUGUGUACGCCUACAUUGAUGACCUCUUGGUGGCCAGCCGGAAUGAGAAAGAACACAAAGAGCAUCUUGCCUUGAUGUUUGACCGUCUUGACAAGUUUGGCGUUGUCACCAACCCCUCCAAGUGCGGUUGGGUGUGCCUUCACUCGAGUUCCUCGGCCGUCAGGUCGACUCUGAAGGUUUGCGUUCCCCUCCCCCAAAGGUUGAAGCAGUUCGUAAUUUUCCUCCUCCAACUUCCAAGCGUCAGUUACAGCGAUUCCUCGACAUGGUCAGUUUUUACUGCCGGUUCCUACCGAACUGUGCUGACCUCAUGCUGCCGCUCACCAACAUGCUUUCUGGUCCCAAAGGCCCCCUCGAGCUGACUGGUGAAGCACUGACUGCUUUUGAGAGAAUCAAGAAUUCCCUUACCGAUGCCAUCUUACUCACGCAUCCCGCUCCCGAAACUCAGCUCUCUCUGAUGGCAGAUGCGUCGGCCGUAGCCGUAGGUGCAGUCCUUCAACAAAACCUUGCUUGUUCGACUCAACCACUUGCUUUUUCUCCAAAAAGCUCUUACCAGCUGAGACACGCUACAGUAUCUUUGGCCGUGAACUAUUUGCCAUUUACCUGGCUGUGAAGCAUUUUCGGCAUUUCCUCGACGGUCGUGACUUCACUGUUUUCACUGACCACAAACCGUUGACUUUUGCACUUCGGUCCCACUCCGACAAAUACAAUCCGAGAGAAAUCGCCCACCUGGACUACAUCUCCCAAUUCACCACCGACAUCCGCCACAUUGAUGGCACGAAGAAUGAGGUGGCUGAUAUGCUGUCCAGACCCUCACUGUCUUCCCUCCAACUCUCACACGGGAUCGAUCUUUGUGCCAUGACGGCUGAGCAACAGCGAGUCGGUUGUCCUGGUGACGAGUCUGUUAGUGGUCUCCAACUCAAAGACGUUCCUCUGACCACCGGCUCUGGUACCAUACUUUGUGACGUCUCAACUCCCUUUCAUCGCCCUUUUGUGCCCGCCUCGAUGCGUCGAACUGCAUUUCAAACUUUGCAUGGACUCUCCCACCCUGGGAUCCGAGCCUCUCAAAAGCUCCUCGCGGAAAGGUUUGUCUGGCCUGGCAUGAACACGGACGUCAAAGCUUGGGCUCGGUCGUGUCUGAGCUGCCAGCGCAACAAGGUGCAGCGUCACAACAGGUCCCCACCAGGCACUUUCCCCGGUCCCGACGCACGGUUCAGCCAUGUGCACCUGGAUGUAGUAGGCCCCUUGCCUCCAUCCAAUGGUUUCACCCACCUCCUUACCUGUGCCGAUCGAUAUACUCGUUGGGCUGAAGCUAUUCCUUUGCCAAAUGUUCAGGCUGAAACCGUCGUGAAGGCCUUCGUCAGUCGUUGGGUCGCAAUGUUCGGUGCCCCAUCUAUGGUUACGACUGAUCGUGGUGCCCAGUUUGAGUCGGCACUCUUCCAAACGCUACUCAAUUUCCUUGGCUGCACACGCAUUUGGACGACAGCCUACCACCCAGCUGCCAACAGUAUGGCGGAACGUUUCCAUCACCAGCUAAAGACCGCCCUGCGUGUCGUAGAAGACCCAGGAAACUGGUCGGACAACCUUCCUCUUGCACUUCUCGGCAUCCGCGCAGCUCUGAAGUCGGAUCUGGGCUGUAGCGCAGCUGAAUUGGUUUUCGGCACUACCCUCCGACUGCCAGGCGAGAUGAUCACUCCAACCUCUUGUGGAGCCGACGAGACUCCUGACAAUCUUGUGCACCGUUUGCGGCAAUUUAUGCGCUCGCUUUCCACCUCGAGCUCCAAUGACAGAGUUUCAUGUCGAAAAAGACUUGGACAAGUGUACUCCUGUGUUCGUCCGGUGUGA